AUGCCUCCUGCCAGCUGCUGCACACUGUCCCCCAAGACCUGCACACAGGACAUUGGAUGGAGCUGUCACGGGGCCUGUAUUGGGAAUCAGGCAGCUGAGAGCCUGCCAGAGCUCUGCACAGUGAGGACAGCAACAGGCAGGCCGGCUGCACACCUUGACCGAGCCCCUGGAGCAGGCCUUCCUGGACAGCUUCCCUACCAAUGGGGCCUUCUUCCCAGACCCCACAAGGGCCUGCAUUUCCUUCCUGCAGGAGGGGAUGCUGGGAAGCUGCUGGACCGGCUCCAGCCCAAGCUGAAGUAUCAGCUGCAGAGCCCAUGCCAGCUCCACCUGAAGCUCCCUGCCCAACUCUGCCACCACAGCCAGAGCCAGCACCAGGAACCCCUUCUCCACCAGCUGCACAGCUGGGGCUCCCGGUGCCUCCUCAGCGGGUGUCAGCUCCUGAGCUCCCCCUGGGGCCAGCUUCUGCCCCAGGCCUGCCGUUCCCCUCCAUUACUGUUGGUCACGUUAAGCCAGGUGCUGUUACGCUUUUGCACUGAGCCCCGCUACUCACUGCCUUGCCGUGAAGAAAGGGUCAUCCAGACAGAGUCGGGCCUCGAGGGGGCAGUUCUGGGUAGAAGCAACUGUGAGAACCAUCUGUGCUUUAUAGAUCCCACGAUAAUGCACCCAGAGGCCGCAGCAACUUCUGCCCAUGAUCAUGGAAUCUGUGGAACGGACCUGUGAUCAGACACGCCCAGUAGUAGCUCCACUAAAUCAUGGAUUCUGACUGUCUGUGUUUAGAUCUGCGAACAUCUAGUA
Fukomys damarensis (Damara mole-rat) is the source of this 795-nucleotide messenger RNA. RefSeq lists its product as uncharacterized. NCBI's taxonomy places the organism in Eukaryota, Metazoa, Chordata, Mammalia, Rodentia, Bathyergidae. The coding region runs from base 1 to 720 and encodes 239 amino acids. The record is from RefSeq and is a predicted model, not a curated record. The transcript has 5 exons.